ACGUCGUCUGAACCAAAUGACAGUUCUCGAAGAUCAUGUGCACAUUUUAUACAUUAAACGUCUUUAAAAUGUACAGAAAUAUGAAAAUAAUAUUCUGUACACAGCUUUAUAAUAAAAUAACCUUACAGUUAUGACCAUUUUAUUUUUUAUUGCCAUGUUACUUGUUGAAGGGUUUUGGUGAAUUUCUUCAUUGAAAGCUGGAAACAUUGAUUUUAAGGAAGUUUGGUCAGGAUGGCUGCAUCAAUCCAUGUCAUUGAGUCAGUGGGGAAGUUUCUGGGAGUAGGACAUUCUUCUAAAGAAAAUCUGCAGAAAUGGAAAACCAAGGCAGAGGAAAAAAUGAAGGCCAAGGAUUUUGGACUGAGUUUAGGCAGCAGUGCUGUCUAUGUUUCCAGCAGACAGAAAAUCCUGGAAGAUGCGGAGAAGAUGAUCACAAGAAUUGACCUCUUUCAAAAACUAGAGGAAAAACAAGAGGCCCAAGAUGGUGUAUUUGCUGAAUCCAAGAUGAAAAUAGAGCCAACACCUGGACAUGCAGCUUCCUCAGACCAGUCAGUAGUGGUACCGGUAGAUGUUGACCAUGUGGAGCAUGAGAACAAAAUAGGGUCAAAUUCUAGCACGAGAUGGACUGAAAAUGAAAUGUACAGUACGGAUGAGUCAGACACAGAUUUUGAUGCAGCUUUUAACACAAAAACAUCCAACUCUGCGUAUACAUUUAUAAAUGUGGAUACAAAUGUCAAGUCAACAUGUGAACCCAAUAGUUAUGUGAAUAAUUCACAUGAUAUGUAUAAAGUGGGUCAAAGGACAGAUUCAAAUCAACCGACUGAUCAGGCUGCAGCAAAAAGUGGCUAUAAACCUAACAUUGUUUUCUUUGAUGAAUUAUCAGCUUCUGCAAAGAACAUUUCCUUCGAAAAUGAAACAUUGCAAACAAAAUUUACAACUGGGAAACUAAAGGAUCAAUCAUUGAAAGAAUCGAAUAAAUCAACAAUCAAUAAGCCCAUUGAGACCAGUGUGGAAAAACCUGAACCUGUGGUUUCUCAAGCCAAGACAGAUACAUGCCAUGAAGAACAAGAAAAUAUCACAGGUAAGCUCAAAGACUUAGAUAGCCACGAUGCAGACCUGCCUGUCUCUAUUGUGGAUAUGGAAGCAGAUUUCUGUACAGUUAAUCAACCAAGCAUUGGUGUGAGGAACAAAGAGCAAAAACAGAGCAAGCUGGCGCAUGAGGUUCUGGAACCUGGAGACCUUGUAUAUGAAAAAGAGGCCUUGCUGCAUUACAGGCUCUUUGCCCAGAUUGAGGCCAAGGAAGAACGGAACCUAUUACAGACUGAGUUAAACAACAAACUGGCGGAGUACGACUGGAAACUGAAAGCUAUUGAUGACAUCAUUGCUAUGGCAAAGGAUUUCUAUAUGAACCCAAGCACUCAGAAAGCCUCCAAGUGGAAGGAGCUGAAGAGGCGCGUGAAGAACAAGAGCAGUCACCAUAUCACUGGAACUGAGGUGCGACGCAAACUUGGAACACUGCCAGACUUCAGGCCAUACUUUACAUACUGUAUUAUUUUGGUCCAGCUUGUGACAUUCACUUUGAUCUGUGCAUACAGCGGGCUCACAUACAUUGGAUUGGAGCCCAAGCUGUCGGUGGAGACUGAUAUCCAGACGUUCCUUGGACUGGAGACAGUACACAAGUGGAUCCUCCCCAAUAUCUGGAUUGGGCCCAGCCAGAAAAAGCUUAUAGGUUUUGGUGCAGUGUACUCAGCGUGCAUGCGGGAGGAUCUCCAGGUUCAGCUGUUCUAUGCCAACAAGAACUACAGCUUGGAGGCGGAGUUGGGCUGCUGUAAAGUGGCAACAAGGGAUGUGGCUGCCACUACCACACAGUCAGAGUGUCAGAAUCUCACCAAGGGUGUGGGUCAGUGGCAUGCUGGUGUUAUGUGUAGUGAGAGGACUGCAGUUGAGGCAGGUGUGAGCCAUGUACUGCGACCAUGCUGUGUGGGACUACAGGGUCGGUGUGAACUCCUCUCAUACAAACACUGCCUGUUCUUGGGUGGUAUCUUCCAUCAACAGGGACCAGAUCACUGUAUGCAGGUAAACUGCCUGUCAGAGACGUGCCAGUUCAUGGGUAUGCAGGGCUCCAAGGAGCAGCCCUGGCUGCCAGAGGCACCCAACCAGUGGUGGAGACUGCUCCUCUCACUCUGUCUGCAUCAGGGCAUCAUACAUGUGUUGGUGGUGGCUGUGUCCCAGUGGUUCAUGAUUGGUCAGAUAGAGCGUACUGCGGGCUGGUUGCGGGUGGCCAUUAUCUACAUCUUGGCGGGAACGGGAGCCCUCUUGGCGUCAGCAACCUUCACCCCGUUUGUAUGCAGUGUAGGCGGAGUAGGUGCAAUCUGCGGCAUGCUGGCUGUAGUUUUGGUGGAACUGCUGCAGUUUUGGUCUAUUGUUAAGAAACCGCUAAGAGAACUUGCAAAACUUUCAGCAGCCAUUUUGUUCCUUUUGUUUUUAGGAACGUUCCCGUAUCUCGACGUGAUUGGUAUGAUCUCUGGAUUUGUUAUUGGUGCACUUAGUGGUGUUAUUGUUUUGCCGUAUAUUACCUUUAGGAAAUGGCAAACGCAUGCAAGAGUUGUAUUAGUGAUAGUUUCAUUUGUUCUGCUAUGUGCAAUGUUUUUCCUGCUAGGAUAUAUGUUUGUCAGAGUUCAGAGUUUUGAGAACUGUGCAGGGUGCAAGUUUAUCAAUUGUAUUCCAUACACUGAAACCAUGUGUGACCCUGAGAGAUGGCAACAGUAACAUAUUUUGCUUCACUCUUGGAAAACUGCGCUUUAUGCAUGUGUAUUAAGUGUAUUCCCAGAUUAGCCUGUGCAGUUUACACAUGCAAAUCAGGUGCGAAACUUUCCAAUUUAAAGAUGUUUUUGUUAUUAGAAUGUCUCUUGGCAAAAAUCCAGGACUGCGUAGGCUAAUCCGGGACUACACUUUACGCACAUGCAUUAAACCCUGUUUUCCCGGAACGAGGCUCAAUCGAACCAACAUACCAUGAUUACAAUUUCGGCAUUUAAGGUGUCUGACACUUAUUUAUACUAUAAUUCAUUAUGCAUUUACAUUUGUUACAUAGCUGGGUAAAUUGCAAACUAAUUUAUUUCAAUUAAAGUUUCCAUUUACAUUUGUUUUUAAUAUCUGCAGUAAUAAUAAUAUACAGAGAACCGUGUUCUAUCUCAUGCAAUUACAUGUUUAUGUUAUAAAAUGACAUGUAUUACAAAUUAUAUAAUUUUGAACAUGUUUAAGAAUUAAAUAUUAAGUU
Molecule: messenger RNA, 3274 nt
Organism: Dreissena polymorpha
Lineage: Eukaryota; Metazoa; Mollusca; Bivalvia; Myida; Dreissenidae
Exons: 14
Coding region: 232-2766 (844 amino acids)
Biological process (GO): regulation of protein secretion; regulation of epidermal growth factor receptor signaling pathway
Cellular component (GO): endoplasmic reticulum membrane
Molecular function (GO): serine-type endopeptidase activity
Source: RefSeq, a predicted model, not a curated record